Dendronephthya gigantea is the source of this 786-nucleotide messenger RNA. Its product is annotated as myb/SANT-like DNA-binding domain-containing protein 4. The record is from RefSeq and is a predicted model, not a curated record. The transcript is spliced from 2 exons. Gene Ontology annotation, cellular component: nucleus. NCBI's taxonomy places the organism in Eukaryota, Metazoa, Cnidaria, Anthozoa, Malacalcyonacea, Nephtheidae. The coding region runs from base 1 to 786 and encodes 261 amino acids.
AUGGCGGACGUUGAAGGAGGGAGACAAAAGAAAAGAAGAAAGCUCAACUUUACGGUGACCGAAAUAGACACUUUGACCAGCAGAGUGCAAGAAAAUUUAGGACUAAUCCAGUCAAAACUAACCAAUGCGGUAACGAAUCAGAAAAAAAAUAAAAUUUGGGAGAAUAUCACAAAAGAAAUAAACGCGAUAGGGGUGGCAAACCGCACAACAAGCGAAAUUAAAGAGAAGUGGAAGAACCUGACCAGCUCCGCUAAGAAAACGUUUGCCGAUGUGAAUAGGCAGAUGCGAAAAACUGGAGGUGGUCCUCCACCUAAAGAACCCACUGCAGCGCAAGAGAGGAUAAUCAAAAUAUUUGAAGAUACUCCUCUUUUUACCGGAUUAAGCGGCUUUGAAACAGACGGACAGGAUAGACAAUCCUUGGAGGGUUGUAGCACGCCCGCACUUAGAGACGGUAUCCUUCAAGAAUUAACAGAAGUAGGACAACUCGACUCAGAUGAUUCAGAUGAAGAUAAUUAUGAUCGUGAAAAACAGCGUCCGAUACCACCAUCUUUCAAUAAGGAAGAAGUCUUUACUCCUAAUUGUUUACCUGUGCCCACCACCCUUAUCCCCGCCCUCCCUCCACCAAGCAAAACAGAACGAAAAAGGAGAAUAACAAACCAAGAGGUUUUAAAGCUGCAAGCUGAAGUUCUACAACACCAGAAAGAAGUUUUAAUAUUGAAGAAGGAAAACCUAAAACUAAAAAACCAGGCUUUAAGAGAGGCACAAAAUAGUAUGCUGAAGCUUUGA